AUGUUUGCUAUUAAUCCAGCAGGACCAAUGCCAAUUGUUCUUGCUCUUCGACGUGUACUUCGUGAUAAACAAUAUGAAAUAGAAGAAUGGAAAUUAUUGAUUCUUCUAGCAACCGAUGGGGUACUCACUGAUAGUCAAGGUCAUGGAGAUGAUGAUGAUUGUAUUGAAUAUUUAAAUGAUUGGGAUAAGAAAAUUCCAAAUCUUGAUGUUGUUAACGAUUAUUGUAAUGAAAAACGAGAGAUUCAAGCGCGACAAGGAAAAGAAUUUCCAUUUAGCUUUGGUGAUUAUGCUGUUAAGUUCCUAAUGAGUGGUGUUGAUAGUUGGUUUGAUGAUUUAGAUGAGAAAAAAGUAGCAAAAGAUGAUUAUGGACGACCCACAGCAGGUGUUUGUGAUGCACACGAAAAAUCUAAAUGCAUUCUUUCUCUAACAAAACAUAAAAUUAAAUAA
This is a messenger RNA of Rotaria sp. Silwood2, 447 nucleotides long. NCBI's taxonomy places the organism in Eukaryota, Metazoa, Rotifera, Eurotatoria, Philodinida, Philodinidae. The record is from the annotation of a GenBank genome assembly.